Molecule: messenger RNA, 273 nt
Organism: Macrosiphum euphorbiae (potato aphid)
Lineage: Eukaryota; Metazoa; Arthropoda; Insecta; Hemiptera; Aphididae
Source: the annotation of a GenBank genome assembly
AUGACAAUAGGUAUUGUUGUAGUUUCCCCAUAUUAUAUCCGUAUUGUUUGGCCUUGUUUUCCAGGCGAUCGCGGCCGGAGCAGGAAGAAGAAACGCGACUUUUUCGGCGCCAUGAGGACCCGGUUCAACAGGUCCAAAUUCAGGUCCAAGUCGAUCGACGCCAACCAACACGACAAGUACAACAACGAUUUGUACGGUCUGUCGCCGGGGCAGGCUCGAUCGAUAUCGGCCGAUGGCACCAGGAACUCGUCCGAACCGUCCAUUGGUGAGUGA